AUGGCUGCUGCCGAUCAAAGGAAGGAACUGUGGAGGCUCCUCCUUAACCUCUCCGAAGAAUGCCAAUCCAUGCUCCAGCUCAAGCGCAUUCAUGCCCGUCUCCUCCGCCACCACAUCUCUGCCCCCCUCAUCCUCUCCAAACUCCUCCUCUUCGCCGCCGUUUCUCCCCACGGCAACCUCCGCUACGCUACUCUCCUCUUCUCCCACCACCAACACCACCACCAAGACAUCUCACUCUCCCGCUGCAGCAGCACAACGGCCUUCUUCUACAAUACCCUCAUGCGAGGCUACGCCAACACCACUUCCCCAUCCCUUUCUCUCUCCCUCUUUAUCUCCAUGCGCCGUCACUCUGUUCCUCCUGACCACUUCACCUUCACCUUCCUCCUGAAAGCUCAGACCCGCGCCUCCUCCCUUUCUUCUAAUGAUGACGCUUCCAUCCACGCGCAAGUCUUUAAGUUCGGCUGCUUGGGAUCUCAGGGAACACAUCUCCACGUCCACAACGCCCUUAUCCACCUUUAUGCGUCCCUGGCGCUCCCAGAUGCCGCCCUCCAGAUGCUUGCUGAAAUGCCUGUUAGGCCGGAUGCCGUCUCCUGGUCCGGUCUUCUCAAUGCCCACCUACGCGCGGGUGAUCCCGACGGCGCCAGAGCUGUUUUCGACGAAAUUAUCCCCGCGGAGCAUCGGGACGUGGUGUCGUGGACUGCUAUGAUCUCAGCAGGACAAAGAGCCAAGAAUUCCACCAAGCCGGUAAUCGCUUCUAGCUGUGCGCAUCCCCCUAGGGAAAUUGUCUCCAAUUUUUUCUUCUCAAUAUCAUCUCUUAGCUUAACAGCAUAUCAGAAGACUCCUUUGUAA
Dendrobium catenatum is the source of this 849-nucleotide messenger RNA. Its product is annotated as pentatricopeptide repeat-containing protein At4g18840-like. Gene Ontology annotation, biological process: RNA modification. The record is from RefSeq and is a predicted model, not a curated record. The coding region runs from base 1 to 849 and encodes 282 amino acids. Lineage: Eukaryota; Viridiplantae; Streptophyta; Magnoliopsida; Asparagales; Orchidaceae. The transcript is spliced from 2 exons. Gene Ontology annotation, molecular function: protein binding; RNA binding.